AGCCGCCUCCCUCGGCAGGUCAGGGCCGCGGCCGAAGCGCCGCCCCCCACCCCCGUCCAGAGGAGGGCGCGACGAGAGCCGGCGCUCCUGCCCCACUGGCAGAUGCCGGGCGCCGUGGGCGCCAUCGUGGCCGUUCGGGCUCACCGUCAGACUGGGGGCUACAACGUGACUCCGCUCAGCGACGCGGACAGGAGGCGGCACGAGCAGGCGUGGAAGGAGUACCGGCACAAGGUGAAGCUGAACAGACUCAUCGCCAAGUACGACACCAACAACAGCAAGAAGUUGGAGAAAGACCAGUUGGUUCGCGGCUACAGCAGGCACGGGAGCCGCAGCAGCCACGGGAGCUACAGCCACGGGAGGCUUGCGGCCUGAUGCCCAAUCCGCUACACCUCGGCCAGGGGGCCACUUUUGUCCGAGGUGCGCCUGGCCUUGGCUGCCUGCGCGCGCGAGGCGUUCUGAAUCCUCGGCCUUCGUCGUCGGCGAAUCGUCGGCGCUGGGGCUCGCGAUUCAUCUCCCCACGACCUAUCCCCAUCCCGUCUGGGCCACGGUAUCCAAGCCUCACCAUCGCACCCCA
Prorocentrum cordatum is the source of this 574-nucleotide messenger RNA. The record is from the annotation of a GenBank genome assembly. Lineage: Eukaryota; Dinophyceae; Prorocentrales; Prorocentraceae.